CGUCAUUCAGUAGCAGUGUUAGGAGAGUCACUUCACAAAGACAGUCUAUUUCAGACAGAAAUGUUUUUAAAGAUGAAGUGUAUGUUGAUGCCGGUGCUUCAGAGAAGGACAAUUGGCUUUCUUCGUUGCCUUGUCCUUUCUGUCACUAUUUUGCUUCACGUAACAAUUGCUUCGGGAAGAACCUUUAACUUCCUCCAUUCUGACCAUCUGAAUGGCCAUUUGUGUUCCAAAGGGAUCAGAGAGCAAGCUGUGGCUGUUAGUGAACUGGACUGUGCCAGAAAGUGUACUUCAGAUCCUCUGUGUGUCUCGUUUAUCUACAAUGCCGGCAACAGCUCAUGUCAUAUGUACAACAAAAGUCUAAACAUUGACGACGAUUGUGUAGAGCAUGCACAGCAGAACUACCUUUACUACAAGUUAGCUGCCACUACCACAGCAACAACUGCCACGAUUCCAACAACCACACCUACACCAACUACGACAUGUCCUGCCACGCCAAACAAUGUUGAGCACACAUACGUUGCGUGUUACAACGACAACCGGCGUCGUAUACUUCCAUACGGCCUGAAAACGGACCUGGUCUGCCUCACCAUUGAAGCCUGCAAGCUGAACUGCCAUGGCCUCGGGUAUACCUACUUCGGGGUUGAGGGAGGAAAGGAAUGCUUCUGUGGCAACGUCAUCAAAGAUGGGUACAAUAUAAGGCCCGAGACCGAAUGUAGUUCACUGUGUAGAGGUGACUCAAGCCCGAGGUGUGGGGGACACUGGAGGAUCUCCAUCUUCCAGACUGUCACAGCAGGUGCUUGAAUCAAUCACUAGUACUGUAACGUGCAGUUUGUAUGCACUAUACACUAAACUAAUAUGUGAGGCGUUUGAGGUCUGAAUAUUGCACUGUAACAUGGAAGUGGAUCCGUACAUCGUUAACCAACCUAGGAGGAAAGUCAUAUACUUCUUCUGAUACAGCAAAGGUCCUAUGGUUUGGUGGUAUUUUAUGCCACUGCAUCUUUAGAUUUUAGGUUACAAUUUGUAAUCACUUCAAUCGUCCUGUUUCACUGGUAUCACAGCUGCUGUAAGCAGUAGUGACACUUAUCAUUUCUAACUUUACAUCCAUGCACAGGUCCAAAUAACAUUGGCCAUCGUUGCAAUGAGGUGAAUAUAGCUACCUGAUUUUAUUACAAUAAUCACUUCUUUUGUACUUAGAACCUUUGAAUUGAUACUGCCAGAGAAAUACCUUUGUAGUGAUUUGAAUCAAUUUGU
This is a messenger RNA of Haliotis rubra (blacklip abalone), 1251 nucleotides long. Its product is annotated as WSC domain-containing protein ARB_07867-like. Lineage: Eukaryota; Metazoa; Mollusca; Gastropoda; Lepetellida; Haliotidae. The transcript is spliced from 5 exons. The coding region runs from base 61 to 801 and encodes 246 amino acids. The record is from RefSeq and is a predicted model, not a curated record.